AACUCCAACUCCAACUCCAACCACCUCUCUUUCUCUCUCUCUCUCUCUCUCUCUCUCUCUCUCUCUCUCUCUGUUUUCUUUUGAUUCGCUGUAGGGUCCGUACACAUAUACGUACAUUUUCUGGUAUAACGUAUAAGUAAGUCGCUGAUUCCAUAAUUAGGUAGGCUGAUUCACUGAAUCUCAUUUGACUUUUCCAACUUGGGAAAUUUCGUUACUGCUACUUUUCUCCUCUCUGUCUCUCUCUCCCCCAGCCCCUUGGACUUAGUAUAAGAGGAAGGGAGAGAGGGAAGAAGCUGGAGGUGAUACGCAUACUUGAGGGGGAGGAGGAGACCACAUCGCUCUUGGCAGCAGCAGAAGAGCAAAUGGCGUCGUCCACAAGGGAACGACACGAGGACGAUUCAGCCCCACGGAAGCUCUAUUCUGAACAACAGUUAGUCGUUGAAAUUCCCGAAACCGCUCACCAGAUCAGCCAUGAUUCAUGGUUUCAAGUGGGUUUUGUGCUCACUACUGGUAUCAACAGUUCUUAUGUAUUGGGGUAUUCCGGGACAACCAUGGUUCCUCUGGGAUGGAUAGCAGGCAUAGUUGGGUUUAUCAUAGCCACCGUAAUCUCUCUGUACGCAAAUUCUCUCAUUGCUAAGCUCCAUGAAUUUGGAGGGAAAAGACACAUCAGAUACAGAGACCUUGCCGGUUUCAUAUAUGGUCGAAAAGCUUACUCACUCACAUGGGCAUUGCAGUAUGUGAAUCUCUUCAUGAUUAACACUGGAUAUAUCAUUUUGGCUGGUCAGGCUUUAAAGGCUGUCUAUGUUCUUUUUAGGGAUGACGAUGCCAUGAAGCUUCCGUACUUCAUUGCAAUAUCUGGGAUUGUAUGCGCCAUGUUUGCCAUUGGGAUACCCCAUUUGUCAGCUUUAAGGAUUUGGCUGGGAUUUUCGACUUUAUUUAGUCUUGUGUAUAUUGUCAUAGCAAUUGCAUUAUCGGUUCGAGAUGGAAUUGAAGCUCCCACAAGGGACUAUAGCAUCCCAGGAACAACGACGAGCAAGAUUUUUACUACUAUUGGUGCUGCUGCAAAUCUGGUUUUUGCAUUCAAUACAGGAAUGCUUCCAGAGAUACAGGCAACCGUAAGACAACCUGUUGUGGAGAACAUGAUGAAAGCACUCUACUUUCAGUUCAGCGUAGGAGUUCUGCCAUUGUAUGCUGUUACUUUCGUAGGUUACUGGGCUUACGGAUCCCAAACCUCAACUUACUUGCUCAACAGCGUUAACGGUCCAGUUUGGGUGAAGACAGUUGCCAGCAUUGCUUCUUUCUUGCAAACUGUUAUUGCUCUACAUAUAUUCGCAAGCCCAAUGUACGAAUACUUGGACACAAGGUACAGCAUCAAAGGAAGUCCACUGGCAUUUCAAAACUUGUCAUUCAGAAUUAUGGUGAGAGGUGGUUACCUAGCUAUAAACACCUUUGUGGCAGCACUAUUGCCGUUCCUGGGAGACUUCAUGAGCCUUACCGGGGCUGUCAGCACAUUCCCCCUCACUUUUGUACUUGCAAACCACAUGUACCUGGUGGCUAAGGAGAACAAGUUGACUAAUCUGCAGAAAUCUUGGCAUUGGCUCAAUGUCUGCUUCUUUGGCUGCAUGUCCCUAGCAGCAGCUGUUGCUGCCUUGAGACUCAUUGCAGUUGACUCCAAAACUUACAAUCUCUUUGCAGAUAUAUGACGAAAACUUUUAUGUUUCUUCAUAUAUACCUGUUAGAAUGUGUCCUCAUUUUCUCCUCAUUGUAUUUAAAAAGAAAUUACAGGCUUUUGUUUCAGUGUAAGAAUAAGAAUUAAAGCUUUCAGCAAAGCAUGAUAGUCACAAAUAUAUUGGCCUAUUCACCAUU
Messenger RNA from Rhododendron vialii, 1866 nucleotides. Its product is annotated as proline transporter 2-like. The record is from RefSeq and is a predicted model, not a curated record. Lineage: Eukaryota; Viridiplantae; Streptophyta; Magnoliopsida; Ericales; Ericaceae. The coding region runs from base 363 to 1703 and encodes 446 amino acids. Gene Ontology annotation, cellular component: plasma membrane. The transcript has 7 exons.